This is a messenger RNA of Aedes aegypti (yellow fever mosquito), 2752 nucleotides long. RefSeq names its product monoacylglycerol lipase ABHD12. Gene Ontology annotation, cellular component: endoplasmic reticulum membrane. The coding region runs from base 1009 to 2271 and encodes 420 amino acids. The transcript has 6 exons. Gene Ontology annotation, biological process: monoacylglycerol catabolic process; phosphatidylserine catabolic process. The record is from RefSeq and is a predicted model, not a curated record. Gene Ontology annotation, molecular function: phosphatidylcholine lysophospholipase A1 activity; monoacylglycerol lipase activity. Lineage: Eukaryota; Metazoa; Arthropoda; Insecta; Diptera; Culicidae.
GCGCUUCUCACGAGAGAGUCAGCCUGUUCUCAGCAGUGGCGACGGGGAUCAUCACCAGUUGAAGAGACGACUAUCUACCCAGUCAAUCGCCAGCGGUCGAGAAGCUCAGAAUGUACCUGUCGAUUCGACGGCGACUGCUCAAGAGGUGAAUACUUAAUUGUGAAGCGUUUGUAUUCUGUAGUCGUGAAUUGAGUUGUGUUUUCGGACUAUUUUGCUUUGUAUCGAUAACUGCAGUGCCCAGACGCGUCCACAGCUAGCACCUUAGUCGAAGCGCAACAAAAAGAGCAGCUGUUGCUGAUGGUUGACUCAUUCGGUAUACCGUAUCGACCCAGUAAGAGUGAUAUCUGUACUAGAACAAGAAAGGUCUCGCCGAGGGCGUGAUUCCUUAGUUACCAUAUUAACAAAUAGCGGAAUAGUGAAUCGUUCACUUAUGCAAGAGCUUUCAGUUAUAUGCUAAUCGUUUGCUUUGUGUAGAGUGUAGUGUGCUUGAUAGCAGUUUAGCUUUGUAUUUCACUUAGUUCCACUUCUUUCUCGAUUUCGUCCCCCUGUAGUGUGGUUUGAAUGAAUCUCAGAACGGUCUGAACUCCUUUCAUGGGACAAAGGAAACGCUUUCAUUGGAAUUAAAAAUAUCAAUCCCAUCCAACAAACACAAGACGUCUCCUUGAGGAAGUGAUAGUGCGACACGAGAAGAAACCAGAAGCCAAUCAGUGAUAUAACAAAACACAGCACACAAAGAUAUAGGUACCGCUUGAGAUCAAGUGCAUGCGAGAGGUGACGUAGAAGCGUAUCGUGUGUUUAAAAAUAGUAGUGGUCUCCACCCGCACCUAGAUUAGCGUUAAGAAAGUGCGAAUAGUUUGAAUUGGUCGGAAUUCCGUCUCGACGUGAAAGUGCAGUUCAGUGUGAUACAAAUAGGUUUAGGUGGCUGUUGGCCGAAGAAAUUGAUCAAAACAACGAGAGCGAGAUAUCAAUUUGCGACACGAUAGUUCGACACGGUUAGACGCGGCAACGAUGGCGCUUAUUGAUAUCGAUCUGAUAACCGCUACGCUUUUUAAGACGCUGGUCAUUCCUGGGAUUAUAACGACGCUUUGGCUAUCCGAUUUAAUCUGUUUGACGACGUGCAAAAUCUGCAUCCUGGUGUUCGUGAUCAUCUUCAUUGUGUUGCCACUGAUAUUCAAAUUCUCGUUUGCCCUGCAGAAGAGCAUCCUGUUUCUGACGUUUAUCUCCUAUCCGCCAAAUCUUGAUCUCAAACGUCCGGAGAAGAGCGGACUGUACGCGACGCGUAACUUUUUCGUCACCUACCGGGACCAAGAAGAGGACAUCGAUGUGGAUGUCGCGGUGUGGCACGUGCUUCCCAAUGAUCUGGUUCGCCGGUUCGCCAAAGAACUGCAAAUUGAUGAGCCUACUCUAUCCAACAUGACCGCCCCGGAGGAUGUCCGAGAGAAGGUGGACGCAAUAGCUACCAAAGAUUCGUCGCAAUAUCGGGAAAUCGAGCGAAUUCUACACCGCCCGAACCUGAACCUGGACGAUAGUGCCACCCAGAAAGACCUGUUCGAGGAGACCCUACGGGCCACCACCAAUGAUAUUGUACUUUAUCUCCACGGGAACACUGCCUCACGGGGGGCUUCACAUCGAGUGGAUUUGUAUAAACUGCUGCGCAGCUUGAAUUACCACGUGGUGACCCUAGAUUACCGAGGGUACGGUGAUUCGGCCAACAUCUCCCCAACUGAGCGGGGAGUGGUGUACGAUGCCCUGGCCGUAUAUCAGUAUAUUACCAGUAUUAGUAAGAAUCCAGUUUACCUGUGGGGCCAUUCGCUGGGGACAGGUGUGGCCACACAUUUGCUGUCCCUGUUGACUGACAUGAGCUUGCCAGGACCGAAAGCAGUCGUUUUGGAAAGCCCCUUCAACAAUAUCCGGGAGGAAAUUUGUGCUCAUCCGUUCUCUAAGUUGUAUCGACAUCUUCCCUGGUUUGAUUACACCAUUUCGAGUCCCAUGUAUGCCAAUGAGUUGCGUUUCGAGUCGGAUCAGCACAUUGCCGAGUUCAGGCAGCCGGUGUUGAUUCUGCAUGCCGAGGAUGAUCACGUCGUUCCGUUCAACCUAGGUUAUAAGCUCUACCGCACCGCCCUGGACACUCGCGGAAAAUCGUGGGGCCCCAUCGAGUUCCAUCGGUUCGAGAAGACCAGCCACUACGGCCACCGGUACAUCUGCCGGGCACCGAACUUGCCGGAGAUUGUGAUCCACUUCUUCCGCACGUACCGCAACGAACAGUACUGAAUUGAGCAGCGCUGUUGCCCAACCGAGGUGAGUUUCAGGGCGCCAAACACCAAUCUGCUGCUUCCCAUAGGGGAGAGGGAGGAGUGAAAUACGCAGUUGUGAUUCUUUUUAUCAAAAUGAUAAUAAUUAUUAGUAGGAGACUAUUCAGCUCUGUAAGUUGGAGCGCAAUAGGCCAGGACAGGAUAGAUUUUUCCUUAAUUGAAGAAACGGAUCUUUUUGGAUAGAUUUUACCUGCUAGAGUAUCUAGAAAAAACGUAAAAUAAAGCAAACAUGUUGGUGAUUAAGUAAAUUGAGCUACUCUCUCAGUGAAUCGUGAAUUAGAACGUAGUUACCUAAUUCGAGACUCAACGUUUGAUUAAAGUAGCGGUAGAGAUGAACAUUUUUAGAUAGGAUUUAUGCAUGAUAUCCUUACCAAUUAUGGCAAGCAAUUUUCCCAUUUGAGGGUAGAAGAAUAAAAUUUACCUUAGAGUACAGUCGAAAA